CCUCCCGCCGGGCCGGGCCGGGCCGCAAAGAGGCCGAUGGGCGCCGUCGGGCCGGCAGCUUCCCUGGCAUGAGCGCGGGUGGCUGCGCUGCCGCCGCCGCUCCAACGCCCUAGUGCUGCCGCAGGGUACCGGGAGAGAGUGCGUGCGGCGGAGAGGAGCCGGCCGGGCCGCGCCAUGCGGCUGUGCGGGGCGCUGCUCAAGAGCCCUGUCCCCAAGCAGAUCGAGUAUUACUCCCGCUUCUCCCCUUCGCCUCUCUCCAUCAAGCAGUUCCUCGACUUCGGUCGUGACAAUGCGUGUGAGAAGACUUCAUACAUGUUUCUGCGGAAAGAGCUUCCAGUGCGACUGGCUAACACCAUGAGAGAAGUCAAUUUGUUGCCUGAUAACUUACUGAACAGGCCUUCAGUUGGUCUAGUACAGAGCUGGUACAUGCAAAGUUUCCUUGAGCUUUUAGAAUAUGAAAAUAAAAGUCCUGAGGAUCCUCACGUUCUGGACGACUUUUUAGAUGUUUUAAUUAAAGUCAGGAACAGACACAAUGAUGUGGUUCCAACCAUGGCUCAAGGGGUGAUUGAAUACAAGGAAAAAUAUGGCUUUGAUCCAUUUGUCAGCAGUAACAUCCAGUAUUUUCUAGACAGAUUCUACACCAACCGCAUCUCCUUCCGCAUGCUUAUUAACCAGCACACACUUCUUUUUGGUGGAGACAUUAAUCCUGCUCAUCCCAAACAUAUUGGAAGUAUUGAUCCUAAUUGUAAUGUGGCAGAGGUGGUUAAAGAUGCUUAUGAAACAGCUAAGAUGUUGUGUGAGCAGUACUACACAGUAGCACCUGAUCUGGAAGUGGAAGAAUUCAAUGCUAAAGCUCCAAACAAGCCAAUUCAAGUAGUCUACGUACCUUCUCAUUUGUUUCAUAUGUUAUUUGAGUUAUUCAAGAAUUCCAUGAGAGCCACAGUGGAAUGGCAUGAAGGUAAGAGAGAAGUCUACCCAUCGAUCAAAACCUUAGUCACUUUGGGAAAAGAAGAUCUAUCUAUUAAGAUAAGUGAUCAAGGUGGAGGUGUACCUUUAAGGAAAAUAGACAGAUUGUUUAACUACAUGUACUCAACAGCACCCAGGCCUAGUUUGGAGCCCUCAAGAGCUGUGCCUUUGGCUGGGUUUGGCUAUGGCUUGCCAAUUUCUCGUCUGUACGCCAGAUACUUUCAAGGUGACCUUAAACUCUACUCAAUGGAAGGUGUUGGUUCAGAUGCUGUUAUUUAUUUGAAGGCCCUUUCAAGUGAAUCAUUUGAAAGACUUCCAGUGUUUAAUAAGUCAGCCUGGCGACACUACAAGACCACUCCUGAAGCAGAUGAUUGGAGUAAUCCUAGCAGCGAACCAAGGGAUGCUUCUAAAUACAAAGCUAAUCGAUAAAUUGCCACCUUCUUUUGUCUCUGUUGGAGACGACCUCUGCAUUCAGUAUAAAGUCUCAGCUUUGUUCCGAAAUCCUUUGAAACCACCGUAGCUAAACACUUCCAAACAAAAGAUCUAAUCAGGGCAUUGGAAAAUCCUAAAGAACAAAGUGAUGAUUGGGACUUAAAGGAAGGCACUGAGCACGUUUGGUAUGUUGAAUCCCGUCUGCUUCACCAGAAUAUGCUUGGCUGCUUCAGUCGUGCGUUGACAAAAGGGGUUGCACUGUGAUUGCACUUCAGAAUACAGUCGUGUGACCAAAAAAAAAAGGCUACUGUUUGAAAUGGCCAAUUUUUAUUCCAGUGUGAGGAUUGGCAUGAGGAAGUGCAGAAUGCCUUGAAAUGCUGAACAGCCUCUUGCACAGCAAUGUGGCAGAAGAGAAAAGUUGGGAGUAGUUAAACAUAACGCUUUGGAGAAUCCAGUCUUGGCUGCAUUUCAUGUUGCACAAUGGCUCACAAAUGUCACCAGAGAUCCCUUUUCAGCUCUUCAGACCCUCUGUCUAAGGAGCUUCUAAGUACAUAGUUCUAAAAAGCAAACCAGGGUUGUGCAGCUUGAAAGUGAGGCUUUCCCCAGAAUUCCCAAAUCCAUUUGUCAAGUGCAUACAAAAAAAAAGAAUUGUGGUGUUGUAAGACUUUGGGACUUCCACUUCUUGGGGUGCACCUUAAGGAUUUGCUUGACACCCAAACACAGUAAUUGAUUUCUAGACACAGCAAUUGUUUUCUACACAUUUUUUCCUUCUUUUGAGGGGAGAACAAAAAUAAUUAGCUCAUUGCUCCAUGCAAGAGAUUCUCUCAAUAUAAAGGGCAGGAUAAUUCAAGGUUAUGUUUAUUGCCUAUAGGUAUUUUUUUAGAGGGGAGAGAGGUUGGACUGGGGAGGAAGAGGAAUAUUGCAAGGCUGGCCAGCAGGUCACACGAAAUGAAUUUGCCUUAAGAGCAUUGGUUGCUUGGAACCUGAUUAGUUUAAAACCCUUUGUAAAUAGUUUGCAAAGUUAUUUAUAUAUUUAGUGUCUGAUUAUUAGAGUCUGGUAAUGAUCUGAGUUGUAUAUAAAGAUGUUGUACAACAGCUUUUUUUUGGAGGGGGGAGUGUUAUUGGAUUAAAUACAGGGAACUGGAAACAGGAAUGGGAAGGACAAAGCAUAGCUGAAAGAACAAUCAAAGGAGGGGGGUGGGGGGAGAAAACCAACCCAAACCCCAAACUGUUCUCCUUUUAAACUUAGUAAGGGUUAUUCUGACCCGUAGAAACCCAUACUUCACCAAAUCUUUGCCAAAUACUGUUCCUGAUGCUACAACUUCCCAGGAAAACUAUUGAAAUGUUGAGAGUUCUGCUGAUAAUCCUAACCCUGGGAAUAAAGCAGAUGAGUUGUGGGCAGCUCUGAUGGAGCCUCAGUUCCUCACAGGUAUUUUGAUAUUCUAUUUUUUUUUUAAAGCUAUUGAAGAUUUGGAAAUAUGGAACUUGUUUACUGAAAUUGUGAGGAAGUGUCCCUUUGGUCCUCUCACUCUUUAUUUUUGUAAAGAACUUGAUCUGUCAGGUAAGCAGGGAAAUGCUGAGAAAUUCCGGGGUGUUUUUAGGGAAAGAAAAACCUCAGUUUGACUUCAUGAGAGUCCUUUGCACUUCCAUAGAACAUCUCAGCAAAGGUUUAAAGAGUGCUUGGAGCAAUAAACUUCACAUAGCCCCGUUUCUGAAGAGUCUGAGUCACAGAAAACAUCCAGCUGGAAGAGACCUCCAAGAUCAUCCAGUCCAGCCCUCAACCCAGUUUAGGGUCAAUCCUAAUCCGUGUCCUUAAGUGCCGGGUCUGCAGGCUGCUUAAACACCUCUAGCACUGCCCUGGGCAGACCAUUGCAACGUUUGACAACCCUUGCAGUGAAGAAAGACUUCCUAAUAUCCAGUCUGAAUCUCCCCUGGUGCAGCUUGGAGCCAUUUCCUGUCCUGUCCUCUGCUCCUGUCCCUUGCCACCAAGGAGCAGAGACUGCCCCCUCCUUGCCACAGCCUCCUUUCAGGUAGCUGUAGAGAGCAAUGAGGUCUCCCCUCAGCUUCCUCUUCUCCACACUGAAUGCCCCCAGCUCCCUUAGCCCCUCCUUGUAGCUCAGGUGCUCCAGGCUCUUCUCCAGCCUUGUUGCCCUUCUCUGGACAGGCUCCAGAACCUCAGUGUCCUCCUUGUAGUGAGUGGCCCAGAACUGAACACUUGAGGUAUGACCUCAGCAGCACUGAGUCCAGGGGAAUGAUCACUUCCCUGUCCCUGCUGGCCACAGUGUUUCUGUGACAUCCUUAACUUGCAAAAGCCUCAGUGGGUUCAGGAGCUGGUCUGUGACCUCAGGCAGGGCCUGAGGUGCUGUGGGCUUCACUAUGCUGUGGGCUUCACUAUGCUGUGCAGGCCAAGUCACCUUGAAGUGCCAAUGUGUUCUAAUGCUCUUCUGGACGCAUCUGUGGUGUGCUGCUGUGCUCUUCAGAGCUGAGGACACUAGGACAACUGCUGAGGGCUGUCUGACCAGCUGGCUGGUAAGUGGAGCCUUUGAGUCCCCCUCUGCCAGCAAACAGGAAGAGGGGGCAUGGGCCUGGCCUCUUCCUGAAUGAUCCCAGGCAAGAGGCUCUUCUCAUGACACAGUAAGGGUCUGCUGCCUCUGGCCUCCAGAGCAGUGAUUUGCCAUGUCUGCAAGCACUGCUGCAGAGAAGGCCAAUUGCUGCUCAAGCAAUGCAGCAGUGCUGCCGCUGGGGUGAGAGUUGUUGCUUGAGGGAAACAGCAGUUGGGAGUCGAAUUUAGUCACAGCUGCCCUCACCCCUAGCUUCUUGCUGGCUUUUAAAUUCAAGUUGCAUGUGUUGUCUGGUAAUCAUAGAGGAGGGCUUGCUUCAAAGUAGACAUUUCUGGUGAAACUCUUAUUUUCCCAGUGGCCAGUUUUCUCUGGAACAUUGCCUAAAACAUUGCAAGGGAUUAAGGUGGUUUGUGCAAGUAGCUGAAUUUUGCCUUCUGCUAGCAAUCAUAUUUUGAAGGGGUAAAUCCUGACCUGGUGCUGCUUCUUGGCUGUCUCUCUAUCCAUGAAGAGGGAAGGCAGAGUGGUAGGGUACUGAAAUUGUUUUCAGUGAGGACGUGAGAACUGUGGAAGCCAGGGAAUGAAAUUUGGAGACACCUUGAAGGAUGUUAUGGUCUAGAAGUAGUUCCUCUACUUUAUUGACAAAAGCAACUGCCUGGUUUUCAGAGCUGAAGUGCUCUAGUUGCAGACUGCAGUGGUCUGAAGUCCCCUGAAUUGACUACUCUUACCAAGAGCCCUCAGCAUCUACAAGGCAGGAAGGUGGAGCACAAGAAGUGUGUUUUCUUCCCACUCUCCAAGGUCUGUUUGUGGCCAUUACAGUGAAAGUGAGCAAGAAGCAACUUUUCUCCAGCCUUGUCCAGGCAAGCCUGUGCUUCAGUGGUUGGAGGUCUCAGCUAUGCCAAAGGUUGUCCACGUGGCCUCAUGCCAUGCUUCUGGCCUGGGCUAGUAGAGGAUUCUCCUGCUUACUGUAGCAGGCAUUGGACUAGAUAAGCUUUGGAGGUCCCUUCCAACCCAAACCAUUCUGUGAUUCUCCAUAGGGAAUGCUUAGGAAAAGCAGCAGGCCUGCAGUUAGAGGAGAGUUUGUCAGUGGAUAUGCCUGGAAAAUGAGGGUGGCUGAGAUUUUAAGGUGGUUGAGCUACAGCUGCUGAUCUGUUUUCAGUUACUCCCACCUUUUGUUAGAGGCAUUUUGGUUAGAGGCUGUCAGAGCUGUUGGUUGUCAUUUCUUGAGGCUGCUAAUUCUGAACUUGCUGCUGACCUGAAAGUGGAUUGAAUUUUUUUGGUUGGAUUUCAGAUGCAUGGUCUGCUGCUGCUACUGCCACCCAUCUCACUUAGAGAACACAUGAGUAGAGAAAGGGGUUGGGUUUUGCUGUCAGAAUGCUUCCUUGUCUGUUGUGUUUAGUAACUAAGAAGUGAGCAAGAGAUGUUUGCUCCUCAGCUCUUGCUGAGAAUUUGCAAGCAGCUUCUAUGUCUUAGAACCUUAGAGGUUGGAAGGGACCUCCAGGGAUCAGAGUCCAAACCUCCCUGCCAAAGCAGGAUUCCCUAGGGCAGGCUGCACAGGAAUGCAUCCAGGUGGGUUUUGAAGGUGGUCUGAGAAGCCUCUUAGCGUGUGACAAACAGUUUAACUCUUUCUUUUUGGUCCAGGGUACAUUUUGUUUGUGGCUUGGAUAAAACCUGAUUGAUGCACUGCUUAGUUUAAUAUUAAUGGCUGCUGAAGUGCCUGCAGAUCUUUGUGCUGCCUGCUUUUCUAGGCAGUGUUAGCAAGGGGGCGUUCAGAGUCUGCACCUGAUGAGAAGUACUCAGAAGAUGCAGAAGUGCUUUUUCACAGCUCAGAUGGACUCAAUCUUUGCUUGGGUGACCCUGGAUAGUACUGAGAGUCUUUGCCUUGGCUGUGCUUUGUGUUACCUCUUGGGCAGUGGUUACAGCAGUCCCUCGAUGUGUGCUUGCAGAACAGAGUUAGGACAUUAACUGUAGUGUUCUUGGAAAACUCCAGCUGCUUUCUGCCAGUGUAAGCUACACUUGCUGCUCCAGCUGGCUGACAUGCUUUGGAGUGUGGAGCUUGCUUUGAAACAGCUGUUCACUUCCUCCAAAAACUGACCAUGAGUGAUCUUUGAGUGUGGAGCAAUCUCCUCUUCACCUCUGCUCAAACCCUACUGUUCAGGGUGAAAUCUUGACCUCACUGACAUGGAAGACAUUUCCUCCCCUUCACUCUGUAAGAAGCACUUCUAGGGCCUUAUGUGAUAGGGGCUGCCAAGUGGGUUUGAAAGAUGAUCAGAGGGUUGGAGCACCUCUUCUUUGAGGAAAGCUAAAGGAGUUGUAUCUGUUCAGCCUGGGGAAGAAAAGGCUCUGUGGAGAUCUUAUAGUGGCCUUCCAGGACCUGAUGGGGGCCUACAGGAAGGCUGGAGGGAGAUGUUUUGUAAGGACAUGUGAUGGUAGGACCAGGGGCAGUGGUUUAAAACUAGAGCAAAGUAGAUUUAGAUCAGACAUUAGGAAGAAGCUCUUUACUAGGAGAGUGAGGGCUUGCCAAGGGAAGUUGUGGACACCUCAUCCCCAGAGCUGUUCUAAGACCAGACUGGAUGUGGCUUUGAGCACCUUGGUCCAGUGGAAGGUGUCCCUGCCUGAGGCAGGGGGAGUUGGAACUAGAUGAUCUUUAAGGUCCCUCCCUUCUGACUCAAACCAUUCUGUGAUUCCACGAUGUAAAUGAUUUUGUAGGAAGGAGCCUAAAUGUUCCUUGUUGGUGUUUCUCUCUUGAAGCUAACCAUGUGUCCCUGCCUGCAUCCCCAGCUGCCACAGAGAUGCUGGGGUUUCAAACAGCUCUUCAUCUCUCCUUCCUGACACACUGACCUACCUAACCUGUGCAUUAACAGACAGCAUUCUGGUUUUGCAGCCCUUAAUGUGAUGGCACAUGGCAGGAAGAUGCAUUGCUUGAGGUCAGAGGUGAGUUUAUUCCCAAAUAAGGAACACAGUUAAUUUAUGUAGCUACUUCAGGACUGAAUCUUGCAGAUACCUGCUGUGAGAGUAACCUCGCUUCAGUCAAACUGUUCUCAGGAUCAGAACUUAGGCUGUUGAUGUUAACUUGAACCAAAUGAAGGUUUGUUGUAAUUGGAGUGGCUUUCUAAUGAACAAUAAAUCAGAAAAUGUCAAGCCCA
Molecule: messenger RNA, 7102 nt
Organism: Pogoniulus pusillus (Red-fronted tinkerbird)
Lineage: Eukaryota; Metazoa; Chordata; Aves; Piciformes; Lybiidae
Gene: PDK3
Product: pyruvate dehydrogenase kinase 3
Exons: 11
Coding region: 175-1395 (406 amino acids)
Biological process (GO): regulation of glucose metabolic process; protein phosphorylation
Cellular component (GO): mitochondrion
Molecular function (GO): pyruvate dehydrogenase (acetyl-transferring) kinase activity
Source: RefSeq, a predicted model, not a curated record